Endocarpon pusillum Z07020 is the source of this 339-nucleotide messenger RNA. RefSeq lists its product as uncharacterized. NCBI's taxonomy places the organism in Eukaryota, Fungi, Ascomycota, Eurotiomycetes, Verrucariales, Verrucariaceae. Bases 1 to 339 code for a protein of 112 amino acids. The transcript is spliced from 3 exons. The record is from RefSeq and is a predicted model, not a curated record.
AUGCAGCAAACCCCAAAUGUCGACGAUGCGAACGAAGCACAGGCUAUCGCAGAUGCUUUUAGAGAUUUUGUACGUGUCCAUCAGGUCCUUUUGAACAUUCUCAUUGGCAAGGCUGGCCUCUUUCAAACUGUUCCAUUCAUUGGAGCGCCGAUAGCUGCUGUGCUUCGCCAAGUGGAGAACAUUGUUGAUACGAUCGCCUUUGGGCUCAUCGAUAGGGUUCAAAGCCAGGCAACCGAGCUUACCAACCAGGCGCAGUCUCUUAGUAUGACCUUGAAAACAACCAUUGAUAGCUAUGAUGGUAUGAAUAUGCGCAAACGAGCAAUCAGCUUCAAAUCUUGA